UUAGUCGAGAGAUUCCAACACCUCAGGCGCCUACACGUACACAGCCGGCCGGGCGGGCGGGCGGGCGGGAGGGCAACCAACAUACCAACACAACACAACACAGUACAACACGCGCUCGUUAUUUGGUUAGUCCAUCAAUCGUUUGUGUGUCCACCCACUAUAGUGUGUGUCAGUCUGAGUGCGUCCUUACGGUGUAGUCUAGAGUGCCCCAGACGCUCGUGUGCUUUCCCAUCCCUGGCAGCAGCGCCGUGUCGAGGUCGACUAACACCACCCUCUUGCCCUCCCUCAUGAUGUUGCGCAGCGAAAUGUCGCAGUGAGUGAUCUGUCGUAGUGUGGCAACACACACCACCGGGUGUGCGUGGCUUGGCGUGGGUCGCUUGCCCACCCACCCAUUCAAUGGCAUGCAUAGUUACAUUGUGUUUGUGUAGGAGCUGGAGCCCCUUGAGGGCGCCCCUGGCAAUGUGCCGCGCGUCGUCCUCAUCCCGCCGAUGGGGAGUGCGGUCGCAGUGGCCGUCGCCAACGCAGUCCAUAAUGAUGUACACGUACUCGGGGUCCAUGUGGAUGGCGUCCGUCAU
Vitrella brassicaformis is the source of this 575-nucleotide messenger RNA. Lineage: Eukaryota; Vitrellaceae. The record is from the annotation of a GenBank genome assembly.